AUGGUCUCUCGCCGUCUAAGUGCCCUGUUCGAUGAGCAACGCAACAAUCAGAGAAAGAAGAAAAUAGAGAGAGAGCAUCAAUUAAACGAUGCUCUGGUCCCGCUGCCAUCUGUCAGGCCGCGCGCCUUGACCAUUCCAUUCUCCCAGGAAGCUCAACCCCCGCCCCAGGGCAAGCGACAACAGCGACCACAACGGACCGAAGAACAGGGACAGUCGUUAUUCUUCACGAUGUUGCCACCAGAAAUCCGUACCAAGAUCUAUAUGAUGGUCCUUGGGGGUCAUCUCUUGAAGAUCCUGAAGGAUGACCGGGCACGCUACGUCAAAUGGAUCGCACAAGAGAGAUCACUAUUGAAUUUGCCAAAGACUUGUCGCAGAAUAUAUUCGGAGUGCAUUGACCUCCUGUACAGCCAUAACACGUUCUUCUUCAACGACUUCGACACAAUCCUCUGGUUCGCAUCGACCGUCCUGCCACAACGUCUGGCCGUUGUCCGCAGCCUCCACGUCGAGUGGGAUUGCGUUUGCUUCUGGCUGCCUCAUCUACAGCCUCCACCGCCAUUUGAUAAAGCGACCUGGUUCGAAGUCUGGAAGGUUAUCCGGUCCAUGCGCGGUCUCCGGGAACUCACGGUGCGGAUCUGGAAUGGUCCCAAGAUGGAUGCCCGCACGGAAAUCGAUGUCUUCCAGCCUCUAACCGAGGUCCGGGGGCUCAAGCGGUUCGAGUUGGAACUGCCAUGGCGGUAUCAAGGCGAUGGGGAUGAAGGACACGAGAAUGCACCGUUUCGGAUCCGACGCGUUCAUCGGAAGUGGGAUCCUACACCAUUUUGA
This is a messenger RNA of Rasamsonia emersonii CBS 393.64, 822 nucleotides long. RefSeq lists its product as uncharacterized. The record is from RefSeq and is a predicted model, not a curated record. The coding region runs from base 1 to 822 and encodes 273 amino acids. The transcript has 2 exons. NCBI's taxonomy places the organism in Eukaryota, Fungi, Ascomycota, Eurotiomycetes, Eurotiales, Trichocomaceae.